AUGGCGCCUACCAGGACAGUCAAGUCCAAGUCUUUUCCUAAGGAUGGUAAAAGUCCCAAGGGUUCAGGAAAGCCCCGUGCCCUUGGUGCAAAUACGAAGAGCAAAGUCUCGAAGAAACCCAAGGCUCCACCACCCAAGCAGCAAAAGACCAAGUCAGCUGCACCGGUCAAGAAGAAGAAACGUGUGUAUACGGAGAAGGAACUGGGACUACCAAAGUUGAAUAUGGUCACCCCGGUUGGUGUAGAGUUGCCAAAAGGGAAAAGGAAGGGCAAGGUGUUCGUUGAUGACCAGGAGAGCAUGAUGACUAUACUCGCGAUUGUCACCGCGGACAAGGAGGGCCAGAUCGAGAGCAAAAUGAUGAAGUCUCGCCAAAUGGAGGAUAUUCGUGAAGCAAGGCGCAAGGAGGCGGAGGCGAGACAUGAGCAGAGAAAAUCGAAAAUGGAGGAGACCAAGGACUCGAUGCGCAAGAAGAGGAAAAGGAAGCCAAACGUUGGCGUCGACACGGACCCUUUAGAGAGCAGCUCGAAAUCCUCGAAGGGCGCCAAAGCCAGUGGAAAGAGGGUUUCAUUUGCUUGA
Messenger RNA from Letharia columbiana, 576 nucleotides. RefSeq lists its product as uncharacterized. The transcript is spliced from 3 exons. Bases 1 to 576 code for a protein of 191 amino acids. Gene Ontology annotation, cellular component: nucleolus; preribosome, large subunit precursor. The record is from RefSeq and is a predicted model, not a curated record. Gene Ontology annotation, molecular function: mRNA binding. Gene Ontology annotation, biological process: ribosomal large subunit biogenesis; intracellular mRNA localization. NCBI's taxonomy places the organism in Eukaryota, Fungi, Ascomycota, Lecanoromycetes, Lecanorales, Parmeliaceae.